Leguminivora glycinivorella is the source of this 1614-nucleotide messenger RNA. RefSeq names its product 4-galactosyl-N-acetylglucosaminide 3-alpha-L-fucosyltransferase FUT5-like. The transcript has 4 exons. Gene Ontology annotation, molecular function: alpha-(1->3)-fucosyltransferase activity. Bases 279 to 1148 code for a protein of 289 amino acids. Gene Ontology annotation, cellular component: membrane. Lineage: Eukaryota; Metazoa; Arthropoda; Insecta; Lepidoptera; Tortricidae. The record is from RefSeq and is a predicted model, not a curated record.
CCAAUCAUUAAUAUUCAUUGCAACUACUAUUAUUGUAAUGUUUGUAUUACACGUACGUAACUUGAUCCAAUGGCCACAUAAUAAAACUGUACUUGUGCCAAUACCAGUUACAAACUAUAGUAUGGAGACUAUGAAGGAACAUCAGAUUGUCAUCAAACGCUAUUUUGAAGCUCGAAAGCAAAAACCCUUUACACGGAUGUAGUGUAUCCAACUGCCGAUUUUCAGGAGACAAUGCGAUUUCGUCGGCAGAUGCCGUAUUGGUACAUAUACAGAAAGGAAUGGUACCCAAAGUUGUCAGAAGUAAUCCACACCAGUUAUGGAUAUUUUGGAUAGACGAGUCUCCAAUGAACAAUUUUUUGGUGGAAAACCCGCCCAGUUACGAGGAGUUGUCUAAUAUUUUCAAUUGGGCUAUGACAUACAGGACGGAAUCUGAUGUGCCGAUUCCAUACGGACGCACUUUACCUUUGUCACAUCCGAAGACUCACUAUUUAAGAUUGGAAAGCAGUGAUCACAAAUUAACAACUAAAAUAUUGGAAGAACUGGUACCUUUCUGGAAGGACAAACGAAGAGAUGUCUUGGCUACUAUUUUGAUUUCCAACUGUAUAGCGGCUAGAAUGCGUUUUUUGAUCAAUCUGAAGAAACAUAUGAAAAUCGACAUUUAUGGACGUUGUGCAGAUGACCCUUACCAAAUAAGCAGGUGCCCAGGACAUUACCACAACGAUUGCGAAAUCUUAUCAAGAUACUUGUUCUACUUAGUAUUAGAAAACUCAAGCUGUCGUCAAUACAUUUCUGAAAAGAGUUUUCAUCACGCCUACGGCAAAGGCGCAAUACCAAUCUUCGUUGGUCCAUUUUUAAAAGAUUGCCAAAAACUAUUGCCUCCAAAUUCUUUUCUACAUAUAGACAAUUUUAAGACACCCGAACAUUUAGCAUCGGAAGUUGUUGCUAUCAGCAAAAACAUUACUAAAUUGCUUUCCUAUCAUACUUGGAGGAAUCAUUUCAAAGUCGUUAACGAACAUGGGUUCUUUGGAACCAUGUCCUCCCAUAUGUGCAGAGUAUGUGAAGCUCUAAAUUAUAACAAGAAGUCGCAAAAAGUUUACGGUGUAUCGGACAUCCGAAGGUUCUUGGAUCCUGAAAUACAGUGCAUUUGAAAAAUAUGAGUUUUAUUUUAUCGUUCCAGUAGCUUCAUCAACAUUAUUAAUCGCCGACAUCAUUUCAGCCUUUAAUCGCCGACUGGCUGAGCCUUCAUGUACGACACUUAUCCCCGUUAGGAAUUUAUAAUUAUCAUUUGCUGGGUACUUAUUAGCCUAAUUCACGAACGCUCACGAUAAUUAUCUGUUCGUAGCUAUCUGUCUUUAUCGCUCUUGCGUAUUGGCGCGACAGAGCCAGACUGAAUUUCUGUUGGCGCCGACGAUUGCCAUUUGGCUACGCCAUAUAUCAUUUGGUACCUUGAGAAAUCAGGAUUAGUUGGAGAGACUUUCAAGCGUCUGGAAAAAGUUCCAGCCUACGGAAAUGGUCAGAUGAUAAUUAUCAAAUUCCUAAUAGUAUUUUCUAACACAUUUAUAAAAGUCCGCCCCGAGAAUUUAAGGAAAGUUAGAAAAAAAACCUUAUACGGCA